This is a messenger RNA of Sturnus vulgaris (Common starling), 1439 nucleotides long. Lineage: Eukaryota; Metazoa; Chordata; Aves; Passeriformes; Sturnidae. The record is from RefSeq and is a predicted model, not a curated record.
AGGGUGCUCAGCAGAGUGGAGAAGCCUCAGGGUCUUUACCCCAACUUCCUGAGCCCCGUGACGGGGGGCUGGGUGCAGCACCACGUCUCCAUCGGGGGGCUCGGGGACAGCUUUUAUGAAUAUCUCAUCAAAUCGUGGCUGAUGUCAGACAAGAAGGACUCUGAAGCUAAAAAGAUGUAUGAUGAUGCCUUGGAGGCAAUAGAAAAGCAUUUGGUGAAAAAAUCUGCAGGAGGCUUGACCUACAUCGCUGAGUGGAGGGGUGGCAUCCUGGAUCACAAGAUGGGCCACUUGGCCUGCUUCUCUGGGGGCAUGAUAGCCCUGGGGGCCCAGCACGGGCCAGAGGAGAGGAGGCAGAGGCACAUGGAGCUGGCAGCAGAGAUCACCAGCACCUGCCACGAGUCCUACACACGCUCAGACACCAAGCUGGGCCCCGAGGCGUUCCGCUUCGACGCGGGGAGCGAGGCCACGGCCACGCGGCUCAGCGAGCGCUACUACAUCCUGCGGCCCGAGGUGGUGGAGAGCUACAUGUACCUCUGGAGGCUCACCCACGACCCCAAGUACAGGCACUGGGGCUGGGACGUGGUCCAGGCCCUGGAGAAGCACUGCAGGGUGGAAUCUGGCUUCUCUGGCAUCCGGGAUGUUUACACCACCACGCCCACCCACGACAACAUGCAGCAGAGCUUCUUCCUGGCAGAGACCCUCAAGUACCUCUAUCUUCUGUUCUGUGAAGAUGAUGUGCUGUCCCUGGAGGACUGGGUGUUCAACACCGAGGCUCAUCCCCUGCCCAUCAACCACACAGACUUUAAAGCAGCAGUGCAGCCCUGAGGCCCUGCCCAGCUCCUGCUCCCCCAGCCUGGGCAGACUCUGCUUUUCCUUUCCAUUGAAGGAAUUCCUGUUUUUCCUGAAAUGGUGUUUUGGGGCACUAGUCCAAUUCCGGACAGGAUUUUCUUGGGAAGAUGAUCCAUGACUAAGCACCUUCUUUUCCUCUGUGAGGAGCUCUAUAGGCUGAUGAUGAGAUGUUUAUUCUGGGCCAUACUGUACACAGUUCAUAGACAUUCCUUUAUACAGAGAAUUUAUAUGAAAUCCACUGAUUUUGCUUUAUAGUGGCCAAAGGACUGGAAGUUUGCCAUAAAAUAGACUUUACACACACACACACACAUCCUCCUCUCCUUUCUCUGUUUCAUUUCUGCCUUUUAUCUGCUCUUGGAUUUAUCACUUUUCCAGUGAAUAGUUCUCAGUGUUCUGGGCUGGGCUUUGGGGGCUCUUCAGGAUGGGCAGGGGAAUGAGGAAGGGGAGUUGUCCUUGUUGGAAUUCUUGGGGAUAGCUGAGCUCAGGAGUGAAGAGAGGAAGGGAAAGGUGAUGUUUUAGUGGGAAAAUAAAGAGGAUCAGACCCUCCACAGGCAGGAGCAGCCUCAGGUUGGAAUUUGCAGAUUGCAGGC